UGCUGCCAUUCUAUCUCCUUCCAGCCCAUCCUCAGCAUCCACCUCGAUUUGACGUCUAACAUGGACGAAACGCAACCUCUCCUAGCAGAUGCAAGAAAGCCCGCGGACAAGUCGAAACAAAGCGGCAGCCCCGGCACUUCCAUCUUCGCCUUUCUGAACGACCAUGAUCCGAACCCACAGGAUUGGUGCACGUCGUACAAAUGGUUCAUCGUGGGCUUGUUAGCCUUCAUGGCCUUCACGACCACCUUCACCUGCAUCUCCGUUGUUCCAUUCGCAAGUGACAUCGUCGCGGACUUGGACGGUCGGACCGGAGGCCACAGUACUUCAACAGCAAGCGUACUACUCGUCACAAUCUGGGAACUGGGAGAGGCGGCCGGACCACUUGUGAUCGCGCCGCUCAGUGAGACCUAUGGACGCUAUCCCGUCUUCAACGUCGCCAAUGCCUUAUUCAUCCUCUCCACGGCUUUGGGAGCUCUGAGCAACAGCACCGCCCUACUGAUCUUUGCUCGAUUCUUGACCGGCGUUUCCGUUGCGAGCAACGUCCUCAACCCAGCGAUUAUAGGCGACAUGUUUCCACCAGAGCGACGAGGGUCCGCAAUGUCUAUGGUUCUGUUAGCUCCACUAGUUGGCGGCGCCAUUGGACCGGCUAUCGCAGGCUCCAUCGCACAAACACUCGGAUGGAGGUCUGUACUCUGGAUGAGUCUGGCGCUCGCGCUUGCCGUCGAGGUACUAUUCGGUUGUUUUCUCCGCGAGACGUACUCUACACCACUCCCGCCGGGGCUCGUUCCCGAGUAUAUCGCGGAAACUCCAGACUGCGCCGACGAAGAGGAGAUCAAGAAGGCCGCCGUACCCGACGUCCGCGCAAACCACGAGAUCUGGACAGCCAUAGCGCGCCCCGCAAGAAUGCUCUUCGGCUCCUUCGUACUCCAGGCUAUGUCCCUGUAUGGGGCGGUUGUCUUUGCGUUCUUCUACGUAAUGUCCACGACGCUACCCGGUAUCCUUCGAGACCAAUAUAACCUCCCGCCAGCAAUUGUUGGUACCUCAUUCCUGGCUUUCAGUGUCGGCUCAGCGUUAGGGAUUGCAGUCUGUAACACUCUGCUCGACCGCAUUUACUCUUCGUUGAACGCCAAACGGACCGACAGCAAACCACUACCGGAAGCUCGCCUACCCCUCGCAAU
This is a messenger RNA of Baudoinia panamericana UAMH 10762, 1178 nucleotides long. RefSeq lists its product as uncharacterized. NCBI's taxonomy places the organism in Eukaryota, Fungi, Ascomycota, Dothideomycetes, Mycosphaerellales, Teratosphaeriaceae. Gene Ontology annotation, molecular function: transmembrane transporter activity. The annotation marks the transcript as partial. Gene Ontology annotation, biological process: transmembrane transport. The record is from RefSeq and is a predicted model, not a curated record. The transcript has 2 exons.